Messenger RNA from Diorhabda sublineata, 3008 nucleotides. It is a transcript of the gene IntS8, whose product is annotated as integrator complex subunit 8. Gene Ontology annotation, biological process: snRNA 3'-end processing. The transcript has 12 exons. Gene Ontology annotation, molecular function: protein binding. The record is from RefSeq and is a predicted model, not a curated record. NCBI's taxonomy places the organism in Eukaryota, Metazoa, Arthropoda, Insecta, Coleoptera, Chrysomelidae. Gene Ontology annotation, cellular component: integrator complex. Bases 103 to 2985 code for a protein of 960 amino acids.
AUUCGUGAAGAAGUAUAAUGUUUGGUUAUGCUUAAAUUUUGAUUUAUGUAAAUAAUUUAUUGUAAUAUAUGUGAAUUCUGAUUUUAUUUAUUUAUUAUUAUCAUGGAGGUAGAAUUAUUAAGACCCGGAAGCAUCCCCAUUUCCCCAGAAACCAUUUUAUGGUUUGAAUUUUUAUUAGAUCCCGAUUUAUUACUAAAACAUUUAAAAAAGUUAUCAGCAGAUCCUCCACCUUCGGAGCUUAUAACAAAGUUCUAUGACGUUAUAUCAGAGACACUUAGAAAUAAUCCCGAUACAGAAAACGGGGAGAUACUUAAUGUAGAAACAAAUAUCACUAAAACGAAACCUCCAGCUAAAACAACUGCAUUAAAAAUUUUGUCUUUAAAAGUAGGAGCUUUCUUAAAAUGGAACUUAGUUCAAAUUAGGAAUCUCCCAUUUAAAACUCAAAUUAGUUUACUGCAAGAUUUAAUGUAUUUUACUAAUGACAAAAAGACUGUAGAAAUUCCAAAUGUUGAAGAAGAAGAUGUGAAAACAGCUUCCCCACCUUAUCUUUUUGCACUUUUAUUGUUCCACCGAUGGUUAUUAAGUACCUCAAUGCAUAGAAUCACUUCUAAUUGGCAAAUAAGAUACGGUAUAAACGAUAUAUCAAUGGCAGAUGAAUCAAUUAUCUGCUGUCCUGAAAACAUAAACAAAACUGUAAACUUUCUAACCGAAGCUCUAGAUUGGGAAAUAAUUCCUUCUCUCUUAACAUUCGAUUGCUUCAAGUUACCCACAGAAUCUAACGACUGCAUCGAAUUCGACUGGAGCAAAAGUGAAGAACUGAAAAAAAACGAAUUUUGUACCCAAAUAAACUACGAUUUGGGCGUAUUUUUCUUUUAUAGGGAACAAUAUGAUUUGGCAAAAAAACAUUUCUCUGAAUGUUUGAAUUUGUUCGCCGAUAUACCUAAAAUUAACGGUUUUUAUGAUGUUGAUAAGCAAAUGAUUGAUGUUUAUAUCAAGGCUUGUCACGGAUCCGCCGAUAUUCAAAAAGGAAACUUAUUAGAACAGCUAAAUUCUUCAAUAGUCAAUCAAUAUAUGGGAAUAACGAAUAUCCUUCAACAAGAUAAUGUUAAGAAAGAAAUACCGUUGAUGCAUAGAAUCAAUUUGGAAUUAAAUAUACAGGGAGCUCUAUCCAGUGGAGUUUUUACUGUAGCUAGAGAUUUGAUUCAAAAAAUUAAAGCACUUAAUAUUAUUAGAUGCGUUUUGGAUAGGAAACCAUUGUAUCAAUAUACCUUAUCGUUGUUUAAAAAUACAGAUACCUUAUUAUGGGCCAUUCAGUGUACUUGGAAAUCAUUUUCUUUUGCCGAUAAACAGGCUAUAAAAAUGUUUCUUCUCGAGGAGAUCAUUAAAGGAGAUAUACCGGAUUUAUUACCAAAAGUACAAUCGAAUAAAGAAAUAUCCGAAGUAUUCGACAAAUUCGAUUUAGCUUAUAUACAAAAUUCAGAAGUUAAUUUCGACAUACCAGAAAAUUUAAUCAAAUCCGAAGCACUGGAAACAAAUAAAAGAAGAAAACCGAAAUUGGAAAUGAGGCAAUUAGAAAAGCAAUUAAUUGUUACAAAUGAUCACGUUGAAAUAAAAGAAAUUUUAGUAAAAAUAGCAAUGAUGAAUUUAGGGAGUACUGUAUGGUCGAUAAACCCCCAAUGGGAACUACCGAUUCCUUUACAAAGCGUUAUAAAAUCUUUACCUAGGGGUUUCGUCCAGGAUUUUUCAUAUGUGAUUUUAGCUAAAUCGAAAGAACAAUUGUUGAGUAAAAACUUCAACUUAUCCUUGGAAUUUUUGGUAAUAUUAGAAAAAGAAUUGCAGGCUUCGAAAUGUAACGUUUCCAAAUUAUUCAAACUGGUCAGUUGGGAAAUUCUAUUAGUACAAAUCGCUCAAAUACUAGAUCAAUGGCCAGUUAAUUCAAUCGAUAAAGCCGCUUUAGCAGAUGCCUGCGAGGUUUGUCUACAGACCACCGAUUCAGUACUACCCCGAAGUGAAGUCGUGGAACAGUGCGUUAUCUGUUUACUAAAUUUAGGCCGUUGGGAAUUUUUAACGAAUCUGGAAAAAAAAUGGACCACCUUCGAAAUACCAUCUGCAGUAGCUUUGGCUUGCCAAGAAUUAACCAAACAAAAAUCUAUGAAGAAAUUAUCGAAAAAUCUAUGGGAUUUAGUUUUACCAAUGUUUGUGUCAACUUCGCAAUCAAAAAGGAACAAUUCCGGCUUCAAUGAUAAUUUCAAUGUUAAAACUAACGUUGUGGCGGUAUUUUUCAAAUUAAAGGAUACUUGGUGUUUGACUGCCGUUAUAUCUAUGUUAACGAAAAUGUUUAAUAUCAUAAAAGAUGAAAACGGUUUGGAAUUACAGACCGAAUAUUGUAAUUUGUGGCCUGCAACCGUAAGCAACUCUAGCUCUUAUAACGUAAUGGCAAUAAGUGAAAUUUUAAUGGAACUUGUUAUGCACGCCUUGAAACAUUAUCCAAAUAAUGUUGCUUGGUUGAGAUUAAUGGGUGAUAUUAAUUUUGCAAACGGUCACUACCAAGUUUCUUUAAACUACUAUUUGAAAUCUUUACUUAUAUUCCACGAUUACUUCAAUAUUCCAAUUAGAAAUGACGAUCACGUGUUUAGAAGAAUGAUAAAAUGUUGUAUGACACUUGGAGCGAAUACUCAAGCUGCCGUAUUAUGUCAAUUUUUGGAAGAGACCGAUUACAUGUUGGCAUUUAGGAUUUUAUCCGAACCUAAAACUUGCAACGACGCCGUAGACGCUUAUUACCACUGUUUUUGGGACACCAGUAUUUUGGAAUACCUGAUUUCAAUACAUAAUAAAAAAGGUGAAUUUCAGAGAAGGAAAAUCGCCAUUCAAGUUAUCGGUAUGCUGGAAUUGAAUUCGAAUAAUAACGAAGAGAUACAAAGGGAGGCUAGUAAUUUGAGGAAGAGUACGUUUUUAAGAGCUAUGUGUAAGCAAUAUGUGUUUUAAUUAAUAAAUAUUUUUAAGUUUAA